Molecule: messenger RNA, 2023 nt
Organism: Syngnathus acus (greater pipefish)
Lineage: Eukaryota; Metazoa; Chordata; Actinopteri; Syngnathiformes; Syngnathidae
Gene: wt1b
Product: WT1 transcription factor b
Exons: 9
Coding region: 258-1538 (426 amino acids)
Biological process (GO): regulation of transcription by RNA polymerase II
Cellular component (GO): nucleus
Molecular function (GO): RNA polymerase II cis-regulatory region sequence-specific DNA binding; DNA-binding transcription factor activity, RNA polymerase II-specific
Source: RefSeq, a predicted model, not a curated record
CGGGGGGGCGAAAGGCAAGGCAGUUGUGGAGGCGCAGAAACGAGGCUGUGAUACCCUCACGCACACUCCCACUCACUGCACUUUGAGAAGGAAGCGGGCACACCUCCAUUUUGGUCAUCAUCCAUUCUUGUCAGGGUUCCCCUCAGGCAGGAAUGAUGGCUUGGUAGUUUGUGAGCUGUGACUUGUGUUUUGUUGAAGAGGUUGACUCCUUCACUGGAAUUCCAUCUUUCUUUUUGGACUCUCAACUCUCGUACCCAAUGCUGACCGAAGCGUGCGGCGCCAUGUCGAUGGGCUCGGAUGUUCGAGAUCUGACUCUCCUGUCUCCAAGCCCCCAGGUCCCCUCCCUAGGUGGGGCAGGAGGUGGCUGUGGCCAGUGGACACCACUGUUGGACCUCCAUCCCGGCUCUCCCUACAACUCCCUGUCCUCCCACCACUCCUUCAUCAAGCAGGAGCCGAGCUGGGGGGUCGCCGACCCUAUCGAGGACCCCCACUGUGGACUCGGGGCCUUCACGUUGCACUUCUCGGGCCAGUUCACAGGCUCGGGCCCUUGCCGGGUGGGGACCUUUGGAGAGCCGGCGGCGGUCCAGCCCAGGGUUUUUCCCAAUGGAACCUACCUCCCCGGCUGUGUGGACAGUCCUCCUGCACCCAGGAACCAAGGGUAUGGUGCAAUGGGCUUAGACGGGAACCCCAGUUACCCUCACACGGCGUCUCACCACCCCCCCCAGCUUUCCAGCCUGUCCUUCAAGCACGAGGACACACUGUCGCCACCAAACAACAUUGUUGAGCAGCAAUACCCCCCUCCUCAUCCACCUCCUCCUGCCCCACCUGUGUUCGGGUGCCACAAUCCUGCAGAAUCCUGCCCAAGCAACCAAGCACUACUGUUGAGAAACUACAACGGUGAUAACCUGUACCAAAUGGCGUCUCAGCUGGAAUGCGUCACGUGGAACCAGAUGAACACGCUUGCGUCUUCCAUGAAGAACAGCCACACGACCAGCUAUGACAGUGAUCCCAUACCCCCGCCCCCUCCCAUGCUGGUGAGCGCCCAGUACCACAUCCACACGCAUGGCGUGUUUAGGGGGCUUCAGGAUGUAAGACGAGUUCCCAGUCUCGCUCCACCAGCUGUAAAGUCAUCCGAGCCCAGUGAGAAGCGUCCUUAUGUGUGCACCCAUCCUGGUUGCAACAAGCGGUACUUUAAACUUUCACACCUGCAGAUGCAUGGAAGGAAACACUCGGGUGAGAAACCGUACCAGUGUGAUGUCACAGAAUGCGGCCGCAGAUUUUCUCGAUCAGACCAACUGAAGAGACACCAGCGCAGACACACAGGAGUGAAGCCUUUUGAGUGCGAGACAUGUCAGCGCAGGUUUUCACGGUCAGACCACCUUAAGACUCACACUCGGACUCAUACAGGUAAAACAAGCGAGAAGCCGUUCACAUGCCGCUGGUCAAACUGUCAGAAAAAGUUUGCCCGCUCCGACGAGCUGGUGCGCCAUCACACCAUGCAUCAGAGGAACCUGACCAAGCUGCCGCCUGCCAUCUGAGCCAGGAAGGUGGCGAUGCAGUGUGCCAGCCAAUAGAGCGAGAGAGCCAGGUCAAAGGUCGUGGUGCUUUGCCAAAUGUGCAUAAGUGGAGGUCACAGCUGAUGCCAAUCCACCUCGACCACAAGGCACCCGUAUGGCCCGCAAGAUGCAACUCAGCCAGCACUCUUAUUGGGUCAUCUCCACUGAGGUUACUACCAUCUUAUAAUUGAGCCCAGAAUUUCAAAAAAGACGACACAAGGAAACAGUUGAUGUUCUAUUUUUGAUAUCAUAGCACACUUGCACUGUUAUUUGGGUUUUCUUGUAAGUGCUGAAUCGUGUAAACUGGAUUUAGGAAAUGGACAGCAGUGAUUUGUGGGGGAUGUAAAUACAUACAAUGCACGCCUAAUAACUUUGUACAUAUAUGAUGUACGUAGAUGCUUACUUUUAAAGACAUUUGUUUUGUACGGUGUAUUUUUUUAUGUCUCUAAAUGCUGAACUACAUCAUU